This is a messenger RNA of Aspergillus mulundensis, 924 nucleotides long. RefSeq lists its product as uncharacterized. The transcript is spliced from 2 exons. NCBI's taxonomy places the organism in Eukaryota, Fungi, Ascomycota, Eurotiomycetes, Eurotiales, Aspergillaceae. The coding region runs from base 1 to 924 and encodes 307 amino acids. The record is from RefSeq and is a predicted model, not a curated record.
AUGACAAAAGCGAUCCUCGUCGCACUAGCCACCGGCAAACAAGGCAGCAGCACGAUAGACAAUCUCCUGCAGCAAGCCCCCGACGCCGACAUCGAGAUCCUAGCCGUAACCCGCUCCACCACCUCGCCCAGCGCGCAGAAACUCGCCAACAAAUCUCCCAAGAUCAAGCUCGUCCAGGGUAAUCUGGAUCAGCCAGACCAAAUCUUCGAGAAUGCAAAUAAGGUCACGUCGGCUCCGAUUUGGGGUGUCUAUGCUGUGCUGCUCGCUUCCUUCACCGGCCACUCCGACAUCGAAGAGAAACAAGGCCAUGGCCUAAUCGACGCAGCGUUAAAGAAUAACGUUAAGCACUUCGUCUACUCCUCCGUCGACCGCGGCGGCGAGGCCUCAAUCAACAACCCCACCACCGUCCCGCACUUCAUAUCAAAGCACAAGAACGAGCACCAUUUGAUCAACGCCUCCAAGGGCACAGACAUGACAUGGACGAUCCUCCGCCCUGCAGCCUUCCUCGACGGCGGGCUGGUCACCGGCUUUGCCGGAAAGGCAUGGGCGACGGUGUGGAAGGUUGCCAUGAGAGACGUGCCGCUGCAGGUCAUCGCCGUCUCGGACAUAGGCUUUUUCGCGGCGCAGGCUUUCCUCAAGCUGGAGGAGUACAGGGGGAAAGCUGUUUCACUGGCGGGUGAUCAGCUCUCGUUUGCUGAGAUGGCGGGCGUCUUCAAGAGCGUUACGGGGCGGGAUGUGCCUACAACAUUCGAGUUCAUUGCGCAUUUUGCCAUGUGGAUGGUGAAGGAUAUGGGGACGAUGUUUGCGUGGUUCCGGGAGGAGGGGUCCAAGGCUGAUAUUCAGGCUCUGAAGAAGGUUCAUCCCGGUCUGAAGGAUUUUAGGGCUUGGUUGGGGGGUGAGAGUGAGUGGAGGAAGGAGGUGUGA